Messenger RNA from Pistacia vera, 1127 nucleotides. Its product is annotated as putative F-box/LRR-repeat protein 23. Lineage: Eukaryota; Viridiplantae; Streptophyta; Magnoliopsida; Sapindales; Anacardiaceae. The transcript has 2 exons. The record is from RefSeq and is a predicted model, not a curated record. The coding region runs from base 372 to 866 and encodes 164 amino acids.
ACUUUAAAUAAACUCAAAAAAAGCUUAUGAAAGAAGCUUAUAUGAUUUGUAAAAUGUUUUAUUUAAAUCUUAUAAGCACUUCUAAAAAGCAAUUAAACAACAUAAAAAACAUUUAAAAGUGUUUAUGGUUUUAAAUAAGCUCCUUUAACCAAUAUGUAACCUCAACCAAAUAGGCUCUUAGUUAGCUAGAUUUUGUAAAAUUUUGUUUUCAAUAUUAGAAAAGGACAAUACUCUGUGAACUUAUAUGAAUUCUUGUACGUAAGAGUUAACUCUUGUUAGCGAGAAUUCAAGCCCGGAUUUUAAGUGGCACCAAAGAAAUUUUGUAUAGAUGAUAUUGUCAUGUUGAGUGUAAAUAAUAUUGUAACUAGGUGAUGAUGUUUAUAAUAUCAGACGAACUUCUUUACUUAGCAGAGAGAACUCCUGGGCUCGAAAGCUUAGUUUUGUCUCGGUUAUCAAGAAUUUCAAGAGAAGGGUUUGCAAAAGCUCUAAGUAACUGGAAAAAUGUUAAGCAAAUAUGUUUUGGAAGGUUCAGUGGCAUAUAUUUCAAACAAAUUAUUGAAGAGAUUGGCAGAAACUGCACUGAGCUCACAUCACUACACAUUCACCACCCUUGUCUCCAUUUGAAUGCAGAAAAUGCAAAGGUGGUGUUGAAAAAUCUGCCGAAGUUGAAGACGAUAAAAUUCGAAGGUGCCUGCUUGUUUAGAGGAGAAAGUUACAGUCUUUUGUGGACAGAGUCUUCGAUGCUGGAGGCAAUUUAUUUUAGUGAUUGUUUCUUGAUGCGUGAGGAUUUGAUAAACUUGGAUAAGGCACAAAGCAUCAGGUUUAUAUUUGACAAGGAAAGGAAUUUAUGGAAGGCUGAAUGUUGAAAUGAGCAAAGACAGAGUUCAUGUUCAUGGAUUUGCCAAACCAAAUUUGAUUUGAGUUUGUGUUUGUGUUUGUGUUCAUUUUGGUUGAUUGUUUUGAAAAAGAUUGAUUUGAGUAUGACGUUGAGUUAAUAACAUUUUAAUUAAAAUGUAUCAUCUUCAUGGAUUUGUUUUAGAAAUGUUAGAAUUGAGUUUGAUGUUGGGUUGGGAUGAAGAUGAAGAUGAUACAUUUUAAUUAAAAAUAAAGUAGUUUUUUUUUUUUUU